This is a messenger RNA of Vanderwaltozyma polyspora DSM 70294, 720 nucleotides long. It is a transcript of the gene LIP5, whose product is annotated as lipoate synthase. Lineage: Eukaryota; Fungi; Ascomycota; Saccharomycetes; Saccharomycetales; Saccharomycetaceae. The record is from RefSeq and is a predicted model, not a curated record. Gene Ontology annotation, biological process: lipoate biosynthetic process. Gene Ontology annotation, cellular component: mitochondrion. Gene Ontology annotation, molecular function: lipoate synthase activity; 4 iron, 4 sulfur cluster binding. The transcript has a single exon. The coding region runs from base 1 to 720 and encodes 239 amino acids.
AUGUUACUUGGUGAUACAUGUACAAGAGGUUGCAGAUUUUGUUCCGUUAAGACAAAUAGGACACCAGCUAAACCAGAUCCACUGGAACCUAUGAAUACAGCAGAAGCAAUUUCAAGAUGGGGUUUGGGCUAUGUCGUAUUAACUACUGUUGACAGAGAUGACUUGAUUGAUGGUGGUGCAAAGCAUUUAGCAGAAACUGUAAGACUGAUAAAGGAAAAAUCACCAGUGACAUUCGUCGAGACUCUUUCCGGUGAUUUCAGAGGUGAUUUAGAAAUGGUUGAUAUUAUGGCCAAUAGUGGGCUUGACGUCUAUGCUCAUAAUUUGGAAACUGUAGAAGAGUUGACUCCUCAUGUUAGAGAUAGAAGAGCUACUUAUAGACAAUCGUUAAAUGUUUUAGAAAGAGCUAAAAAGGUUAGUCCGGAUGUUUUAACAAAAACUUCGAUAAUGUUAGGCUUAGGUGAAACAGACGAUCAAGUUAUUCAGACAUUAAAGGACCUUCGUGAGAUAAAUUGUGAUAUAGUUACUUUUGGACAAUAUAUGAGACCUACUCGAAGACAUAUGAAAGUUGUAGAAUAUGUAAGACCAGAAAAAUUCAAUUACUGGAAGGAGAAAGCUUUGGAAAUGGGAUUUUUAUACUGUGCUUCAGGGCCACUUGUUAGAUCUUCAUAUAAAGCUGGUGAAUCAUUUAUCGAAAAUGUCUUGAAAAAAAGAAGACAAUAG